AUGGUGUUGGAGAACACGAGAGAACUCGAGGAGGAGGAAGAAGAAGAGGAGGUGGUGGAGAAGCGGGUGAUUGCUGAGGAAAAAGUUAGGGGUUCGGAGGAGGCGGUGAAGAAGAGAGUCAGAUUGAAGGUGGGAAGCGAAGGUGAAGAGGUUCAAGCAAUGCAGGAUUCUAUUGGCGUGAGGAGGAUAUGGAGUUUUCCAGCUUCUCAAGUGGGACAGCAAGAGCUGUUAAGACUUGGCAAGCAUCACUUGGUGUCCGUGAGGAUGGGAUAAUGACAGAAGAGCUCCUUCAGAUGUUGUUCAUGGAUCAAGUAAUCAAUGAAGACGUAAAGACAGCAAGUACAGUAAAGCAAGAGGUAAACCUGUACCAUUUUUGCCUUCUUUUCUUGUUCUAAGUCAUGCAUCCGAGUAUAGAACAAUCGAAGAUUUUAUGGAAAAUACUUGUGGCGGACGUAGCAAGCCUUUGGUCUCUCUAUGCUUUGGUAUGCAGUCUCCUUACUAUGACUAAUGGGGACUUUCAUUGUAUGGUUUGGCCUCAAAAGCUUGUUGGUUGGGUAUUGUUAUGACCACAAAAAUGUACAAACAACUCUUCUGUAUAUCAGCUAGUAAUCUUUGUAUUAGACUUGUUAUAAAACAGAGGUCUUGUCCAGUGGUGGAUUGAAGUUUUAAAGAGUGAACUUAUCAAAGCCUUGUUGAAAAUGUUUAACAAUGUUGUAUCAA
This is a messenger RNA of Raphanus sativus (radish), 720 nucleotides long. RefSeq names its product protein disulfide isomerase pTAC5, chloroplastic-like. The coding region runs from base 1 to 273 and encodes 90 amino acids. Lineage: Eukaryota; Viridiplantae; Streptophyta; Magnoliopsida; Brassicales; Brassicaceae. The transcript has 3 exons. The record is from RefSeq and is a predicted model, not a curated record.